Molecule: messenger RNA, 1545 nt
Organism: Paramacrobiotus metropolitanus
Lineage: Eukaryota; Metazoa; Tardigrada; Eutardigrada; Parachela; Macrobiotidae
Exons: 6
Coding region: 91-1203 (370 amino acids)
Biological process (GO): negative regulation of cytoplasmic translation
Cellular component (GO): synapse; cytoplasm; nucleus
Molecular function (GO): ribosome binding; translation factor activity, RNA binding; mRNA regulatory element binding translation repressor activity
Source: RefSeq, a predicted model, not a curated record
UUCAACGUCACCGAAUUCGCAGUGUGUACCGCGGCGUAUUCAGGAGCCUGGCGGAUAUUUCCGGUUUACCCCAUUUGCAGAGUAUACAUCAUGGCGCAGAUGGCCAACUCCUUUUUCACUGGUCUGGAUUCCAUUCGGGAUAUGUCUUUCGACUCCCCUUCCUCCAUCGCUUCCCGGUCCCUUCUGGUCAGUUCUCCGCCCCAUCAUUCUCGACUGGAAUUCGGAACCUGGGCCAAUCCGUCUCCUAGUCCGACGCUGGAACGUGGCGUGCCCGUGAUGCUGCCUCCUCCGCUGACUCCGCUGGGGCGAUUCAACCGUGGAAUUCCCAGCAGCUCCCGUGCAGCUCGACUGGCCAUCUUGCGGGAUCCCGGGAACAGUCAUGUGGUCUGGAGCGUGGCGCAGCCACCGCGGAACUGUGGCACAAGCUCGCCGUUCUGCAAGGUAUUUUUGGGUGGUGUGCCGUGGGAUAUCACGGAAACGGACCUGCAGAAAACGUUCGGGGUUUUUGGCCCACUGCGCGUGGAAUGGCCGGGUGUGCACGACCACUCUUCAACGCAGCGUCCAAAAGGACACCUGUACCUGCUGUUUGAAGACGAGCGCUCGGUGAUGAAGCUGUUGGCCCGGCGCUCCAACGACGGGCAUCACAACCAGCAUGGCAGUGGCCGAACCUGGAGCGGCGUCGCUGGAGGUAACGGCAAUGCGGGAUGCGGUGGUGGCGGCGCGGUACAUGUCAUAGCCGGACCGGGGCGUGGUGCGGGCAAUAUGUGGCACGGUCGCGGCGGUGGGAAUGGAGAGAAUCAUUGCGGUGGAGGUGGCGGAGCCGGGCAGCCACAAGGGCGACGUGAGCUUCCGGAACCUCGUCAGAUUAGAUUUCAACUGGACCGCAGGGAUGCAUACCGAGAGCCGGGUCCCUUUCAUGCCAUUCGCGGCAUCAACUGGCAGUCUGUUCCGCCACCCGAUGCGAAUUCCGUGCUGACCCUCCUGCAUGGACACGAAUACUUCGGUGCCUUCAUUAAUUUCGCUGUUAACCCUCGGUUCUACCCUGGAGUGGGAGAACACGGACGGGAUCACAUUGUUUUCCGUUUGCUGCCCGGGACCAGUGUCCAAGCGGCUGCCCAGGAGCGGGAAUAUUAUCGGGUGUAUCCCGUCACCACCUGGGGUGUCCGCGUGGGAUGUGAGCACGUCGGGACUGUGUUUUUGUAAUGGGAUCGCACGUCGGGAUUAUCAAGGCCUCUGCGUUACAGCCAAAGUUGUAGCGGGACAUUUCGUCGAUUGUUAUUAGCCGCUGUUUCUAACUUUUAGUAGUGUUUGUUUUAUAGUCGUAUUUGUACCGGCAUAUGUACGUGUUUAGUCGCCAUAUUUGCGUGGGUCACAGCACUCCUUAAAUCAGCACUAUCCUGUGUACCUGUUAAUCGUUUAUUAACUGCAUGUUUGAUGAUACUGUGUGUUGAUGAAAUUCCUGAAUUUUAAUGUUGGUUUUUUGUAAUACGCGACGCUUAAUUUGCGGUAAUUAACGUGAUCAUUGUGUGUUUUGAUUUGAUUAAA